Pseudophryne corroboree (corroboree frog) is the source of this 3736-nucleotide messenger RNA. RefSeq names its product matrix metalloproteinase-21-like. Gene Ontology annotation, molecular function: metalloendopeptidase activity; zinc ion binding. The transcript has 8 exons. Bases 507 to 2348 code for a protein of 613 amino acids. Lineage: Eukaryota; Metazoa; Chordata; Amphibia; Anura; Myobatrachidae. Gene Ontology annotation, biological process: proteolysis; extracellular matrix organization; collagen catabolic process. The record is from RefSeq and is a predicted model, not a curated record. Gene Ontology annotation, cellular component: extracellular matrix.
CCUCCAUAGCACAUGUACAGAGCACCAGUGUGGUUCACAGCUGGAUCUAAGGGUAACUGCUGCUCUUCCAAAUGAGCUCUGUGGCGCACUCGCUGCUGCUGCAAAGUUAAUCUGCAAUAGGGGACAGGAUGGCCCCCGCCUGGUGCCGCUCAGCCUGCACUGCAGCAAGUGACAGUGUACCCGCCGCUGCUGCUGGACUGUGAGAUGGGACCCACCGGUGAACGCUGAUUCGCCAUGCUGCAGACAGCAGCUGAAUCUCAUGAGUUCAACCCUGACCCACUGGUCGUUAUUACUGUCCUGCCAAUUCACUGCGGACUCCGAUGUCUGUAGACCAGCUGACAGCGCUAUCUAUAUAAUCAUCUUUAAAAGAACGCCAUCUUUAAUGACUUCACAGAAAUAACGCAGGGAGAACCUUUAGUGUAUGAACAGUGCUGGACUACAAGUGACACGACAAGUGUUUCUGACGCUGAUCACAUGAAAACAGAAGACGGUCCUGUUCAACUGGUAUGGAGCAAGCUGGCUGCCUAAAAACGGUGUCAUCCCCGGUUACUGUCCUCUACCUGCUGUUCUUAUUAGAGGGGACAGGCUCGGAAAAACUUUUCCACAACAGAGAUCAUUCGGAUGUUGACUUACAAAAUCACCCACAAGCGGAUGCCAUCUUGAGCCCUGAGGCUGCACAGCAAUACCUUGUGAAAUACGGAUGGGUGAAACCUGUAAAUUGGGAAGAACAAGCAUUUGGAGAGUUCCUUGAACUUGACAGAGCUCCACAAGAUGUUUCUCAGCUCAUUUCAGAAGGGGACUCAGAAGAGCGGGCGAUCUUCAGUUCUAAUAAGACAGAGAUAAGUGAAUCAUUUUCAGAGUCUUUGAAAAAAUUUCAAGAAGCCAACGGACUGAAUGCCACUGGUUUCCUGGACACUGCAACCAAGCUUGCCAUGAACAAACCCCGUUGCGGUGUUCCCGACCACAAAGUCCCAUCGAAACGUAAGAAUGGAACUCUAAGUCUUUUUGCUGCAAAUGAAACUCACCACGAUGUCAUUCAAACUGCAAACUCUCAACGUGCAAAAAGAAGUGUCCUGUCCAGACUGGUCGAUCACUACAGAAGAAAGCGGGAUAACCAAGAUGCUAUGGAGAAUGGGAACUUCAUGAGUUUUCCCAAGAGAACACUGAAGUGGAGGCUGAUGGGAGAAGGGUACAGCAUGCAGUUGACCAUUGACCAACAAAGGAAAAUACUUGCCACUGCUUUCCGCAUGUGGAGCGAAGUGAUCCCUCUGCAGUUUGUGGAGGACCUCACUGGAGAUGACAUAGAUAUUCGAAUUGGCUUUGGCACAGGUCAACACCUUGGCUGUUCCCAAGCAUUUGAUGGAGUUGGGCAGCAGUUUGCACACGCCUGGUAUCUUGGAGAUAUUCACUUCGAUGAUGACGAACAUUUUGUUGGGCCAAGCAGUGAGCAAGGAAUCAGCCUUCUAAAAGUCGCAGUGCAUGAAAUUGGCCAUGCCCUUGGCUUACCCCAUAUCAACCGCAUGGGUUCUGUGAUGCAACCAAACUAUACUCCUCAGGGGAAGCAUUUUGAACUGGACUGGGAGGACAGAAAAACUGUGCAGAGAAAAUAUGGUUCAUGUGAUGGGAGUUUCAGCACCAUCUUUGACUGGGUGAGGAAGGAGCGGAAUUCCCGUGGGGACACCUUCUAUAGAUUCAACACCUACUUCUUCAAGACAAGCUGGUACUGGAUGUAUGAGAACAAGAGUAACAGAACAAGAUUCGGAGACCCUCUUCCUAUAAGAGAAGGCUGGCGAGGUCUCCCAGAAAAAGGCAUUGAUGCCUACGUCCAUGUUUGGACUUGGAACAUUGAUGCACAGUAUUUUUUUAAAGGCACACAAGUCUGGCGCUAUGACCCUGACAAAGACAUGGUAUACACAGAAGACUGGAAAAAAAAUAAGUAUCCACAACUGAUUUCGGAGGCAUUCCCUGGUGUAUCGAGUCCUGUUGAUGCAGCUUUCUUUGACAAGAAGGAACGACUGAUAUACUUCUUCAGAGAAAAUAAUGUAACUGCAUUUAGUCUGGACAAGAAUAAGAUGGCGGAGAACUUUCCAAAACGCAUCACAGAUGUCUUCCCUUCCGUUGAUCCUGGCGAUCAUCCAAUCGGACACAUUGAUGCAGUCUAUGUCUCCUACACCUACAAAGAAACGUAUUUCAUCAAAGACAGGUAUUACUGGAAAGUGGUCAAAGAUCAAGACAGGCAAGCCAAUGCGUCAUUGCCCGUGAAUGGACUGUGGCCACACAAGAAGAUAAACUCCAAGUGGUACGACAUUUGCGAUGUACAUCCAUCUGUUCUCUUCAACACGACAUAGACUGGGAAACUGCCAUGCCUGGUCUGAAAGCGCAUCAGUGAAUGGAAAAAAAAAUAAUAAAUGUUGCAACACAAUGUUUAUCAUUGCAUUCCAGCCAACUCCGACGCUUCACCGUGUACCACUAAUACUGUUCCCAGGGUUGCUGCUGUGAGAAAAGAACAGGGAGGCCCGGCAGUCACUGCUUCUUCCAAAUACCUUGUGAUCAGUUGUGUAAUAUCAAAGUAAUAAACACAAGGUUCCGUAGGAAAUAUUUAACCGUAUGCAGUGUGCACAAUCCACAACAAUCACUGUUCUAGAACUGUGUGUCUUUAUUCUGUUUAACAUCUUGGUUUCUGAUUUAAACAAGGAUAAAGCUAAGAAAACAAAAUGGCUGCACUUAGGUUUAUUUUUUUUUUCAUUCACAAUUACUGAAACCACUGCAUUUUACUAGGCAGAAUGAGAGACUGUUCCUAUUAGGUUUCUGAUGUAUCUGCGGAAUUGUAAACACUGGUAAGUUAGCCACCCACUGUAUGUGAGCAAUGACGUAACUGUAAACACUGUAAGUUAGCCACCCAGUGUGAGUAAUGACGUAACUGUAAACACUGGUAAGUUAGCCACCCAGUGUAUGUGAGCAAUAACGUAACUGUAAACACUGUAAGUUAGCCAUCCAGUGUAUGUGAGCAAUGACGUAACUGUAAACACUGUAAGUUAGCCACCCGCUGUGAGUAAUGAUGUAACUGUAAACACUGGUAAGUUAGACACCCAGUGUAAGUGAGCAAAUACAUAAUUGUAAACACUGGUAAAUUAGCCACCCAAUGUAUGUGAGUAAAUAUGUAACUAUGAACACUGAUAAGUUAACCACCCAGUGUACAUGAGCAAAGACGUAACUGUAAGCACUGGUAAGUUAGCCACCCAGGGUAUGUGAACAAUGACGUGAGCAUAACUUCUGCUAGACAGUUGUGAUUAUUGCUGGAAAAUUAAAGGUUGCACGAUUGGUUGCAGAGAUACUUGUCUGAUGAAGUACUGUAUGAAUGAUCUUUUAUUGCUGCUAGGAUUGAGUUGGAUUUACGUAAAGAACUCCAAAAGCUAAAAUUAUAUUUAUUUACCCUUUUCGCAAACAUCUGUAUUUUAAGCUUUGUUGUUUACUUGACAGUAAAAUGAGUAUGUUCUCAUAUUUGCCCUACAAGCAAUACUUUGACUACUAUAAUUUCUAGUGUUAAGUUUAUUAGGACAAGGACACAAAAUACCUGUUUGUUCACUCAAAGGAGGACCUUGUGUUGCUAUUACAAAUGCUUACUUUUUAUACCAGAUUCAUGCUACCCUUUAUAUUUAAUAUGCUACAAGAAGUUAAUAUUGGACUAUGCAAUAUACAUUGACAAUCAUAUUAAUAAAAUGAUACCUAUUUCGUU